This is a messenger RNA of Puma concolor (puma), 1043 nucleotides long. RefSeq names its product RNA pseudouridine synthase domain containing 1 (gene RPUSD1). NCBI's taxonomy places the organism in Eukaryota, Metazoa, Chordata, Mammalia, Carnivora, Felidae. Gene Ontology annotation, molecular function: RNA binding; pseudouridine synthase activity. Gene Ontology annotation, biological process: enzyme-directed rRNA pseudouridine synthesis. The record is from RefSeq and is a predicted model, not a curated record.
GUAGUGCUGGAGCCGGCGCCCGGCAGCUGCCUCGCGGGCCGGGGCGGCGCGGCGAAGCUGCAGGCACCAGCAUGGAAGCAGGCCCAGUAGAGAGCCUGUCGGUGGUGUACCAGAGCCAGGAUUUCCUGGUGGUGAACAAGCACUGGGACCUGCGCAUCGACAGUAGGAUGUGGCGUGAGACCCCCACCCUCCAGAAGCAGCUGCGCCUCCGCUUCCCCGAGUUAGCGGACCCUGACACCUACUAUGGGUUCAGGUUCUGCCACCAGUUGGACUUCUCCACCAGCGGGGCCCUCUGUGUGGCCUUGAACAAGGCUGCAGCGGGCAGCGCUUACAAGUGCUUCAAGGAGCGCCGUGUCACCAAGGCUUACUUGGCUCUGGUACGGGGACACGUCCAGGAGAGCCGGAUGACCAUCAACUAUGCCAUCGGCAGGAACAGCACAGAGGGUCGGGCUCACACCAUGUGCAUCGAGGGUACACAGGGCUGUGAGAACCCAAAGCCAAGUGUCACCGAGCUGAUGGUCUUGGAACACGGGCUGUACGCGGGCGACCCCGUCUCCAAAGUGCUGUUGCAGCCCCUCACGGGCCGGACGCACCAACUGCGCGUGCACUGCAGCGCCCUCAGUCACCCCGUCGUGGGGGACCUGACCUACGGGCAGGCGUCGGGCCGGGAAGACCAGCCCUUCCGCAUGAUGCUGCACGCGUUUUACCUGCGCAUCCCCACCCACACCGAGUGUGUGGAGGCCUGCACGCCAGAUCCCUUCGUGCCCACGCUUGAUGCCUGCUGGAGCCCCCACACCCUGGUGCGGUCACUGGACCAGCUCGUCCAGGUCCUGAGGGCUGCUCCCGACCCUGAGCCUGCGGAAGGGAGCCCCGGACCUUGCAGCACUCCCACACCCUCCACCAGGCCCCCCGAGACAGAGGCACAGCGGGCGUCGUGCCUGCAGUGGCUGUCAGAGUGGACACUGGAGCCUGACAACUAAGGGCACCACGGUGGGUGGGAGCGCCAGCUGGGACCACUAGGGGUGGGGGCUUCAGGGGAGAAC